Messenger RNA from Micropterus salmoides (largemouth bass), 5307 nucleotides. It is a transcript of the gene nampt1, whose product is annotated as nicotinamide phosphoribosyltransferase 1. Bases 107 to 1582 code for a protein of 491 amino acids. NCBI's taxonomy places the organism in Eukaryota, Metazoa, Chordata, Actinopteri, Centrarchiformes, Centrarchidae. The record is from RefSeq and is a predicted model, not a curated record. Gene Ontology annotation, molecular function: nicotinamide phosphoribosyltransferase activity. Gene Ontology annotation, biological process: NAD+ biosynthetic process. The transcript is spliced from 11 exons.
CUCCUCUCGUCCUUCCCUCUGACAAGCUACACUACCAGGCAGGAGUCCCCGGCAGCAAGGCGCGCAACACAACACUGACAGCUGCGACUGAACCAAGCGGGGAAAGAUGGAGCACAGAGACGCCGGCGUCAACAUAAUGUUAAUGACCGAUUCAUACAAGGUAACACAUUACAAACAGUACCCUCCCAACACGAGUAAAGUGUACUCCUACUUCGAGUGCCGUGAGAAGAGGACAGAUCCCACCAAAAGCAGAAAAGUCAAAUAUGACAAAACCGUCUUCUACGGCCUACAGUACAUCCUCCACAAAUACCUUAAAGGAAAGGUAGUGACUCCAGAGAAGAUCCAGGAGGCGAAGGAGGUAUACAGGGAACACUUCCAGGAUGAUGUUUUCAAUGAGAAGGGGUGGAAUUACAUUUUGGAGAAAUACGAUGGACACCUGCCAAUUGAAAUCAAGGCAGUGCCAGAGGGGAGUGUUAUUCCUCGAGGCAACGUUUUGUUCACAGUGGAGAGCACAGACCCUGAAUGCUACUGGCUCACCAACUGGGUGGAGACCAUUCUGGUCCAGAUCUGGUACCCCAUAACUGUGGCAACCAACUCCAGAGAGCAGAAGAAGAUCCUCGCCAAGUACCUCCUGGAGACUUCUGGGAACUUGGAGGGACUAGCAUACAAACUACAUGACUUUGGCUACAGGGGUGUCUCCUCACAAGAGACUGCGGGCAUUGGGGCCUCCGCCCAUCUGGUCAACUUCAAGGGCACAGACACUGUAGCUGGCAUAGGAGUUAUUAAGAAGUACUACGGCACCAAGGACCCUGUACCAGGCUUCUCAGUGCCUGCUGCAGAACACAGUACAAUCACAGCGUGGGGGAAGGACCAUGAAAAAGAUGCUUUUGAGCACAUCAUCACGCAGUUCCCCAACGUGCCUGUAUCCAUAGUCAGCGACAGCUACGACAUCUACAACGCCUGUGAGAAGAUCUGGGGAGAAGACCUACGGGGGCUGAUAGAGAAGCGCAGCGCCGAUGCCCCGCUGGUUGUCCGACCAGACUCAGGAAACCCUCUCGAUACGGUUUUGAAGGUUUUGGAGAUCCUGGGUAGGAAGUUUAUUCCAGUGGAAAACUCUAAAGGUUUUAAGGUUCUCCCUCCUUACAUCCGAGUCAUACAAGGAGACGGAGUUGAUAUCAACACACUGCAAGAGAUAGUGGAGGGAAUGAAGCAACACAAGUGGUCCAUUGAGAACAUUGCCUUUGGGUCCGGAGGUGCUCUGCUGCAGAAACUGACCAGAGAUCUGCUCAACUGCUCCUUCAAAUGCAGCUAUGUGGUCACUAAUGGACUGGGGGUGAACGUGUUCAAGGACCCAGUGGCGGACCCCAACAAAAGGUCAAAGAAAGGUCGCUUGUCUCUGCACCGGACACAGAGUGGAGACUUUGUCACCCUGGAGGAGGGAAAGGGCGACCUGGAGGAGUAUGGCGUGGACCUGCUGCACACAGUCUUUCAGAACGGGAAGAUUGUGAAGACCUACACAUUUGACGAAGUCAGAGACAAUGCCAAGCUUAAAGAGAGCGAGCUUGAAGAGCUGCUCCACUGAACGCAGCACAACUGAACCGCCACCCUCCACCCAAACCCCAAAACAACCCCACCCCCCUUUGUCUUUCACCUUUUGGCCUCCGGCGUCACCUCUGAAAAUGGAGGUAGCGUGCACUUCAGAUUCCACUCCCAAAGCCAAAAGUUUCCUUAAAACCUUAAAAUUAACAGAAAUUCACCCCUCAGUUCCAAAACCACUGUUUCUGAGGAAUUUGGAAACUCACAAACCUCUGAACGGCGAGCACCCCAUUAAUGUGUGAGGGGGAGGGAAGAGAAGAAAAUGACUGAGGGGUACUGUAAGCGACAGGAAUAACUAGACGUAUAUAAGGAGAGAAGUUGAGAUUGUGAUGAUAAAACGCGAUAAAACACUUCUGUGCACUGCUGCCACAGAAUUGGCAUGUUGCAGUGAUGAUUGUAGGUUUUUGAAUGGGCCCUUGGCGGCUGCAUGCGGAGUGAGCACACUGAGUCAGAGUGAGAACAGUCAUGACAGAAACAGACAGAGAAAUGAUAAGCCACACCCACACCAAUGACCGUGCCCCGUGUAUUGUGUACAGAACUGUGUAGAGAGAAAAAACAUGUCUAAAUCUACGUAGCUUUGUCUUUUAUGUGAAGGAAGGUAUAUAACGGUGCACCGAUAACAUUGACGGACAACAGUUAAUAUAUUGCUUUUAUUGGAAGCUCACAAACACCUAAACUAAAAUUAUGGGUGAUGAAGGAAUUCAUUUUCCCGUUUUCUUGCUUUUAAUAGGUAGUUAAGUACUACCUGAAUAUUUUGUACUCUUAUUCCGCCACAUAAAAUGUUAUUGGUGCAUCUCUGAAGGUUUAUAAAUGAUCAUCUACCUGCCGUUAUGUUGGCCCAAAGAGCAUUCACAUCAUGAAGGCCCAAUUUUAAUGUUUUUUGUUUGUUUGUUUACAUUACGUGUAAACAUUGGAUUAUAUUGCUCGAGCAUUUUUAAAGAAAUUUAUGAAAAUUGCUGAUUUUCCAUCAGUAUUGUCAGCGUUACCAGAGUCCUGAAGAAGCACCAAAUCUUUACAAAAUGAACUUGAUUAGAUUUAAGUCCAAAGUUUUGGAUUGGGUCUUCAGGGCGGCGAAUGCUCUCGAAACCAGCCUUUGUGUAAGAGUUGAUGUAAAAAACUAAAACUAACAAAAAAAACGUCACGGAAACCGUCUUCACUGGAAUGAAGAUGAUCUAACGUGAUCUAAUGUGUUCAUGAAAGAUUACAUAUGUGGCUCUGGGGCUGAAAUGUAUGUUUAAUGUGUGUGUGAUUGGAUUUGUUUUGUGUGUGUACUGACAUUUUCUUCCUUUUAAAGGAUUGUGUAGUAUUCCUUUAUGCAAAUGUACAUGUUGAUCGGGGGGAACAGAGAACACGCUUCAGUUUACUUUGCCAGCCUUUUGCUCUAAAAGAAGACACAGCGUUGUGACAAAACAGGUGGCGAUACAGUAGUGAGUGUGUUUUUCUUUUGGGCAAUGUACAAGAAGGCAGAGAAGUAAGACCCGUGAUCUAAAAACAUCUUUCUGACGGGAAUGUACCGGCCAUGCAUUGGCAUUUGGCGGUGCACAUUUGCAAACCAGCAAAACGUUGCUCUCAGUAUUGCUGCCCUAACUCUUGAAAAGCGGGAAAGCUUCAACAGCUGUGUUUCUGGUAAAUGUGCCCAGCAAUGGCACAUUGUACUCUUGUUUGGAUUCAUUGCCCAAGUAUAAAUGGGAUGUUGCUGCUGAUGCCUUUUUGAGAUAAUUAUCUUCCCAAUCCGAGCAUCUCAGUGUCACUUCUGUUUGCGGGUGUGUUUAGUCACACUGCUGAGCUGGCCCUUUCGGAGUGAAGGGAUAUUUUUUUGUCUCAGAGCUAGGAGGGAUUGUGUAGGUGCUAGGAGCAGGUGACAUCACAGGAAACAAAAAGGUUUGUGAAGACCAGAAGCUAAAUAUUUAGCCAUGGAUGGAUGGACUAUUGGAUAGAUUGUUAUGAAAUGUACAAUUCACAGGAUGAAUUGUAAAAACCUUGGUGAUCCAUUAACUUCUCAUCUAGCGCCAUCAUCAGGUCUAAAUUUGAAUAUGUCUAAUACUUUGGUUUUUUACCAAAUACAUGCAAAACUGAUUGCCACUCUCAUCAGCCUCAGCUGUAUUUUGUGUGUUUAGUGCUAAUUAGUAAAAUGUUAGCAUGCUAACACACUAAACUAAGAUGGCAAAUAUUAUAGCUGCUAAUCAUCAGCAUUGCUGUACAUGUUAGCGUGCUGACAUUAGCAUUUAGCUCAAAGUACAGCCUCACAGAGCUGCUAUCAUAGCUGUGGACUGCCUUGUUAAAACUUUUAUAAAACUCCAGGUAACAGUUUUAUUCAAUGUCUGCACACUUUUCAGACCCUCAGCUGCUUCACAUUCAUUGCUUCACAUGUUCUCACCUGGGAGCAGCCCACUGCUACCCAAUUGUUUGGCCCUGAGCAGCUUCACUUGAGCUAUUAGAGCUUCAGUGACCUUACCCCCGUUCCCUAUGGACCUCAGCUAGUUUUCUGUGAUUUCAGGAAAGACCUUGAAGAAACCUGUGAUGUCACUGACUUUUGGCUCAGACCAACCUGCUCAAACAGACAAGCUGGUAUACAUGCUAAAACAAUGUCACAGUGUUUUCUGUAUUUCCUUUGCUUUUUUUGCACCUGUCGCUACUGUUACCUGUAAAAUCAUUUAUUUUUUUCUGAAGAAAAAUACAGUUCUUCUUUACUUUCUCCAAGUAUGGGGUGCAUUUUAGUAUAACUCUGAUUUCAAUAUUUUGAUACUGUCUAAGUUCUUACCUCAGAGAAAUAUUAUUAUUUUGUAUGACAAAGGAGGAAAAAAAAUGCCAGAACUGUUGCAGUGAAUAUCCUUAUUCACAAAGGAUGCGGCCAUACUGCCUUCUCACUUGUACAUACAGCAACUAGUUUGACUAAGAGCAGAGAGGGCAUGCUAGAGAGACGACCACAGUAGAUAAUAUUAUUAUUUUUGUCAGAAUGAUCGUUUUUGUACCAACAGAAGAAUAUCCAAAACAGUUUGAAUUGGCAGUGUGACUGUUUUUUUUCUGACUGUCCGGCUUUUAGCUUCUGUGUGUGUGUGUGUGUGUGUGCCUUGUGUGAAUGCCUCGUGUAAUGGAUGAAAAAGUGUUUGUGAAUACUUUUUUUCCUUUCUGUUGUUGUUGUUUUACUCGUAUGUAUAUGUUGGUUGUCCCAAACUCUCUCCCAACACAACUGAUAUUUUAACUAAUAUAACUUGCUAUAUUGUCAACAAUACAUUGAUUAAAGAUGCCACCCUGUCAGUUUGAAAUAGUUGAUUUAUUGUGCCUACUUUUAUAUAGGAUUGAUUUAAAGUACUAUCUCACAAGUAUUGAUCUUUUCUGUUCAAAUGUCAUUAGCUGAACCCCACGUUGCCAGUUAAACAUCCUUCAGGGAGUUGGAAUUAUACACACUACAAACCCAAUUGACAUUUAGGUAACACUUUAAUUCAUGGAUCUGUAAUUUCCUAACAAUUUCCCAGGAAGUUCCUGGAAAGAGUUCUGUAAACAUAAAUAUGAUCUGCUCCAUUUACACCCAAGAAAAGAAUAAUUCAUUAUUCAGUAGGAAAAGUUAUUUUUCAUGUAUGAUGAAUUGUAUCUGUAGACAAAUGCUUACCUUUUUGCAUGUUCAGAUAACCAGCUGUGCACUGACUAAGAGUAACUCUAGAUUAAGCUAACAUUUUUAUUGAAAUGAAUAAAUUUCAGUAUACUGAUUUC